CUGCUCUUGCUGAAGUUAUUCAGUCUCAUCAACUCCACCAGACCACCACCAUGAAAUUCGUGGCUCUUGCUCUUGCCCUUCUGCUGGCCGUCGGCUCUCAUGCCGCUUCCCUGUCGGUUGAUGCACCAUCACAACUGCAGCAUGUACGAUCUGUCAUGGAUCUCUACAUGACUCAGGUGAAGGACAGUGUCAAAAAAGUCCUGGACCAACUCGAUGGUACUCAGUACCAGGAGCUCAAGCUCACCCUGACUCAGCGCCUGGAUGAUGCACACAAUCAGAUUAAGGCUUUGCAGAACUCUGUUUCCCCUAUCACUGACAGUGUUGUCACUACCAUCGCUGAUGCCACCGCUGAAUUCCGUGCUUCUGUCGAUGCUGAUAUCGAAGCCCUGAAAACUGAGAUUGAGCCCAAACGUGCUGAAUUGAGAGAUGUCCUCAUGAAGCACUUGGAAGGAUACCGUAUGGAGCUGGAGCCCAUCAUCCAAGAUUACCAUGCCAAGAACAAAGUUCAGAUGGAUGCCCUGAAGCUCAAGCUGGAUCCUGUGCUGGAAACGAUGAAGACCAAGGUGGCUGAGAAUGUGGAGGAGACCAAGACCGCCCUGAUGCCCAUUUUGGAAUCUGUGUAUGCUAAACUCUCUGAGCGUCUUCAGAAUCUGAAGGAGCUGGCCACUCCCUACGUCGAGGAAUACAAGACUCACCUUACGCAGGCCUACGACCAGGCAAAAGUAGUCAACACCGAGGAGAUGGAAGCCCUGAAGGCGAAGCUUGCACCUAUGGCUGAGGAAGUCAAGACAAAGAUCCAAGAGAUGUUUGAGUUGACGAGCGCUACCUUCAACAAAAGCUAAAUCCUCUCCACCCUGUUCCUGUAGCUAACCAUACCUGCCUAGAUCCAUUCCACCUUUCUCUCCAUUCCUUCUCUAUUCACAUGCACACACAGAACACCUCUCAAAAUGAAGCCAAUACCUAACUGAUGCAUGUCACUUCAACAAAAUGGAAGGACUCUUGCUCUCUCUCUCCACCAAGCAAACACCCUCACACCUACACACAUGCUCAAGCACAUGCAAGCGAAGACAUACACAGACUCUCACAUAACUCAGCACACACAUGCUUUGCUCUUCAUGCGCCAAAGCCAGCUGCUUACAUUUUGUGUAGGAAUUGUAUGUGAAUGAUCACAAAUGCCUGAACCUCUGUGAUAUGAUGCUUGUUUGAUAAAAACUGUGCUUUGACGAAAUACAGCUCAAUAAACAUCUGACUCUUUAUACUA
Paralichthys olivaceus (Japanese flounder) is the source of this 1261-nucleotide messenger RNA. RefSeq names its product apolipoprotein A-I. Gene Ontology annotation, biological process: lipid transport; lipoprotein metabolic process. The record is from RefSeq and is a predicted model, not a curated record. Gene Ontology annotation, molecular function: lipid binding. Lineage: Eukaryota; Metazoa; Chordata; Actinopteri; Pleuronectiformes; Paralichthyidae. Gene Ontology annotation, cellular component: extracellular region.